Messenger RNA from Drosophila serrata, 2359 nucleotides. RefSeq names its product Spaetzle domain-containing protein (gene spz). Gene Ontology annotation, molecular function: Toll binding; growth factor activity. Gene Ontology annotation, cellular component: extracellular region. NCBI's taxonomy places the organism in Eukaryota, Metazoa, Arthropoda, Insecta, Diptera, Drosophilidae. The record is from RefSeq and is a predicted model, not a curated record. Gene Ontology annotation, biological process: central nervous system formation; innate immune response.
UUAGCUUCCAGUCGUUCGCUCUCGCUGUCGUGUUUGUGUUCUCGAUCGCGGGAAAUCGUAAUUAAAAAUCGGAAUCAGAAUUAGUUAAUGCUGGAGACCCCGGGCCGGGUGAUAUGGUGAAACUCCUCCUCGGCGUCGUCGGAAAAGCCCAGCGCGCGUCGCGAUAAAAACCGAUAAAGGCCAGUGGCAGCUGAUGCUUCCAUAAAAGCGCCUGCGCGCUGCCCCAUUGGAUUCACUCCACGCCGGCGCACAGAACCGAACGAACACGUUCCACCGAUCCAGCGAUCGACCAAACCAAGCUUUACUUGGGAUCCAACAACCUGGUGACCAAAUCACUUGGCAUCCCCAAAAACCAAUGCCGAAACAGUAACCCACACCGAAAUAAGAAACAAUAAAAAACCGGAGACAGAGACCAGCGACCAGCGACCAAAAACGGUUCAACUAAAGCGGCGAGAGCGAAACUAAAGUGAAAAGCAAACCGACUAAUUGAAGUGUCGUCGUCUGUCUCAGUGUCUUGCAAACGUGCAAAGGAAACAAACAAAACGGGAAACGGAAUAGGCGACGUCGCAACACCUAAUAGCUAACAAAUUAUUUAUAAAUAAAUACCAAUCCGGCGGCCACAACUACGGCUACAAUAAUAGCAACAAUAAUAAUAACCAACGCGAAUAAAGACCGGCAUUAACAUUUAGUCGUGCCAGUUUGUUUAUUUUACACACACAUACGCGCGCAAGCCCCAUUAAAAAUAUCAGAUCGAGAUAUAAACAAAGUCGGAAACCGAUUCGCGGAUCCCCUGCUCUGUGUAUUAAGCCCCGAUCCCGACGCAGACGGAAGCCGUCCUCAGAAUAUAUAUAGUUAUAUAGACACAGGAAGAAAAUGCCGCCCAUGUGGUUCAAGAUGAUCAAGGUCCUGGUACUGCUCUUCGCCCUCUUUACCACGAUAGUUUGUAUCAAUAGCGAAAUAUCGAAGCGGCGCGAGGCCGAGGCAGCAGCGGCAAGUGCAGCGGCAGAGUUGGCGGCCUUAAAGGCCGCCGCCAGCGGGAACUCGUCAGGAAAUUCCAAUGCUUCCGACGCCGACAUGUCCGGCUUUACGUCCGAAAACGUGCUCGCGAUUCUGCGCGGACCCAAUAAGACCAAGGAGUUGCAGGCCGAGGAUAUCAAUGAAAUCCUGAAAAAGCUCUUCAUUGUGAACGAUGAUAUGGGUUUACACCUCUUUAAUACCACGACGACCGCGGACAGUGCACCCUCCUCACCAGUCAUGCCCAUACCCACCAUGCCGGGGUCUCAGCCCCAGAGACAGUCCCCGGUCCCGGUCCCGACCAGCCAUUACCAUCAGUACCACGGCCUAAGCCAGCCAGACCAAUACUUCAAAGUGCAGCGUUCCCCGGAUGGCAAGCUGAAUCUGGUCUUUAACGACACAUUCGUAUCCUUGCAGGGGACCCACGCCCAGGCCCAGCCCCAGGCCCAAGCCCAGCCACAGUCGAGCCCGACUCCGCGCACCCGUGUGCCGUCGGACACCUUUGUCUUCCCAGGAACAGAGGAAAGGUAUCGUCUGAACAACAACAUCAGCAGCUCCCAGUGCGGGGACGAGCCCAACCAGGAGUCCAAGUCCUUCUGCACCCAGGUGGACAACUACCCAGACCUCUCGGCCCUCAAGCAGAAGCUGGCCGGUAAAUUCGCUAGGUUCUUCAACGACGAACUCAUCCAGCCCACGGACGUGAGUGCCCGGGUGGGCUCUGCCGAUGACGAGGUGUUCCUGUGCCGCACCAACAGGCGGAUCCUGUACCCGAAGAAGGGUCUGAAGGCGGACAACUCGUGGCAGCUGAUCGUCAACGACGAGGAGUUCAAGCAGGGCAUUCAGAUCGAGGAGUGCGAGGAAAAGGAACUGCCCUGCGGCUAUGCCGAGAACUUCCCGCAGCGGUACAAGCCCGUCUGCCGGCAGCACUAUGUGAUGCGGAACCUGGCCAGCAUUCCCAACACCGGGCAGCUGGACGUGGUCCAGGACGUCUUCAAGAUCCCCUCCUGCUGCAAGUGCGUGCUGGUGAAAACCCUGUGAGGCGCAGGGCCCAGUGUGAAUGCGAUUUGUGAUUUUAGGGCAUCAAAGUUUCACCCACCACAGAAUGGCAGGCCAAACUGUCCAGGGGAUCGUUGUUUUAUUUCAAAAUCCGAACUCUUGAUCUUAAUUUUAAUGCAAUUAUUCAGAAUUCAUCUUAGUCUGCGUUUAAAAUAAUUUUAAAAAUCUAAAUCUAAAUCGAGUCAACGUCAAACUAUUCGUGUCAUAUUUCCCAUAAUGACUUGCUUCCCUGUCUAACUUUUAAGCUAGAAAUGCAUGCAAUUAGUCCUAAAAAAUACACAAAAAAAAA